CAUGGCGCACAUAGCCACGCAGUUUCACAACAUUCCUCGCAGUGCGACUCAAAUCAGCUGACGAGGAAGGGAAGGAGGUUUGUGACGGUAACGUUGUUGGGUGAAAAAGAAAAAACCGUCUACGCAUGAUCUGUUUGUGAUUGUAUUAUUAUCCCUUCAAUAACAACAUAUCUUGAGAACGAAUAUAGGCCGCUGCGCCAUGGCAACCUCCAUCAGCACGCAGAGGGGUCAGGUGUACAUCGGAGAGCUGCCCCAGGAUUUCCUGCGGGUCACCCCCACGCAGCAGCAGCAGCAGAUCCAGCUUGACGCACAGGCAGCCCAGCAGCUCCAGUACGGAGCCUCCAUGGGAACAGUGGGCAGGCUGAGCAUCACUGUGGUGCAGGGCAAGCUGGCGAAGAACUACGGGAUGACACGGAUGGACCCGUACUGCCGAGUCCGUCUGGGCUACGCAGUGUACGAGACGCCCACGGCACACAAUGGGGCCAAGAACCCGCGCUGGAACAAGGUGAUACAGUGCACCGUGCCCCCGGGCGUGGACUCCUUCUACCUGGAGAUCUUCGAUGAGAGAGCCUUCUCCAUGGACGACAGGAUCGCCUGGACGCACAUCCCCAUUCCGGAGUCGCUGAAGGAAGGGAAGGUGGUGGACGAGUGGUACAGUCUCAGCGGCCGACAGGGAGACGACAAGGAGGGGAUGAUCAACCUCGUCAUGUCAUACACAUCUGUGCCAGCCAGCAUGAUGAUGCAGCCUCAGCCUGUGGUUCUGAUGCCCACCGUGUACCAGCAGGGAGUGGGAUACGUUCCUAUCGCAGGAGUGCCAACAAUCUACAACCCUGGGAUGGUUCCAAUGGGGGUUCCUGCUCCAGUGGCCAAUUCACAGCCCCUCUACAACGAAGAGGACCUCAAAUCUCUCCAGGACAUGUUCCCUAAUUUGGAUAAAGAAGUGAUUCGUUCUGUCAUGGAGGCUCAGCUGGGCAACAAGGACGCUGCCAUUAACUCCUUGCUUCAGAUGACGGAAGAAUUAUAGAUCCAGGCACCAUUCAUUUAUGAGCUCAUGCACCUGUGUGUUUCCAUAUAUAUAUAUGGAAACAUAUACAUGUUUUUGUGUAUGUGUGUACAGACACACACACAAAGAUGUACAAGACUUUGUGUUCUCCACAGUUCUGUGACGGUGAUGGGGGGGUCCUGCCAUUGUGUGAUAAUGAGUGGGUUUCUGCCGUUAGAUUAUUUUAUUGAUUUAUUAGCCAUAAUUAAAUUAUAUAUAGUUUUGUGUUUAAUCGCUGUUUUUUGUUUUUUUUUUUUUUUUUUUUUCUAUGAAAAUUUCAUUCGCUUUCAGCAUUCUGUAAAUUGUCCAGAUGGGUGCAUAUUCAUCAAUGUCUGGCCCCAGAUUUCAUUGGGACUAAAUGAGCGUAGAAAAAGUUUGAUUUGACAUGAGCACAGCAUACCGCUAAUAUCAGCUGCUCUGCUUCUGCCCUCCGUGUCAUUGUAUCAUUCGGGUUAGUGGAGAACACAAGCUAUACAUGUAGAUAUACAGACAUACAUGCAUCCCUACAGAGACUCUACAUCUUCUCUAUAUCAGCAGUAUUGCCGACUUCAGGGCUUUAGCUAGAACAUUGUAAAUUUGUGUCUUAAUGGAUUCAGGAAGUCUUCUCAGUGAUUUCCCUCAAUGAAUUACCCAGCCUGCACUGUUGUUGUUGUCGUCAGUGGUGUCGUUGUCGUUGUCGUCCCAAGGGCAUCAUUGCUAUAGCUUUAUUGCUGCCUAUCCAGCCAUGGGGAAAACAGCUCCCUACCAAACGCGUUCAGUAAUUCAUGCUAGACUGUAAAACAUUGUGUAUCCUAGAGUCAGUCCUGGCAUGACAUGAAGCUGCUGAAACCAGUGUUGAAACCGAUAAGUAGCUUGGCAUAUAAAACAGCUGGACUGGCCACUUGCAAUAUUAAACAAGCCUGGUGUAAAGAAUAGAGGCUUUGAUGCCAGGCUUGCGUUUCCAGCUUCUACAGGAAAUGGUUGGGGUCACCCCAGACCAAACUUGUUUGCCAAUUUAUAUAUUGUAAGGGACAAAAAAAAAAAAAAAAAAUUAUAAAAUUUGACAUAAACAGACAAACAUGUUUGGGGUCUUUAGAGAACACACAACUUUUUUUUAUGUAACUAUGUUUUUAUUUCUUUUGGGACUGGGAGGUCAGUGACGAAUGAGAUGUCUUCAGAUUCUGAGCAUUCCUUUCUUUUGUCGACUCAAAGGCCAACAGUCUUUCAUAGUUUUAGAAAAGAGGAACACCUGUUGUCUCUUCAGUGUACUUUUAAAAGCAAAUAAGCAUGCUUAUUAAUAAGCAUUAUACAUAUAUAUAUAUAUAUAUAUAUAUAUAUAUAUAUAUAUAUAUAUAUAUAUAUAAAUAAGAAGACUUGCUUUAGUUUGAUAAGGGGAUGCGAUAACGGUUGAGUGGCCAUAUUCUCAAAGAGUUUACUCCAAUCUUUAAUCAACUCCUAUCUGUUGAACGAGGUAAAACUGCAUAGCAGUUUGAUCCAUUCCUGGUUCUGCUAGUUUAACAAGACACACCUGGGCUUGUUACCUGUACACACUAUGGCUGAUCAAGCUGGUAGUAAAACCUGGACUGGGUGAAACUGCUCUGCAGCAAUAGGAAUCUUAUUUCCACCCCUGAUUUUACAAAACUAGACCCAAACAACAAAGUGAGAUAAUCCAACUUACCAUCAGCACUCUCAACAUGUUUGUUUUUCAUUUUGUAACAUUAACAUGUUUUUUUUUCCUUUAAAAAAUAGGAGUUAAAUAAAGAAACGCUUUGAGAAUAUG
Messenger RNA from Acipenser ruthenus (sterlet), 2801 nucleotides. It is a transcript of the gene tollip, whose product is annotated as toll interacting protein. Gene Ontology annotation, biological process: ubiquitin-dependent protein catabolic process. Bases 200 to 1024 code for a protein of 274 amino acids. Gene Ontology annotation, molecular function: ubiquitin binding; ubiquitin conjugating enzyme binding. The transcript is spliced from 7 exons. Lineage: Eukaryota; Metazoa; Chordata; Actinopteri; Acipenseriformes; Acipenseridae. The record is from RefSeq and is a predicted model, not a curated record. Gene Ontology annotation, cellular component: cytoplasm.